Molecule: messenger RNA, 3632 nt
Organism: Aspergillus saccharolyticus JOP 1030-1
Lineage: Eukaryota; Fungi; Ascomycota; Eurotiomycetes; Eurotiales; Aspergillaceae
Product: putative importin beta-4 subunit
Exons: 4
Coding region: 97-3384 (1095 amino acids)
Biological process (GO): protein import into nucleus
Cellular component (GO): nucleus; cytoplasm
Molecular function (GO): small GTPase binding; nuclear import signal receptor activity
Source: RefSeq, a predicted model, not a curated record
CUGAAAAGAAGGAUCUGCUCGUUUACCCCUACGUGGGAUCUCUCACAUUUUUCUGUUACACACACACACACACACACACACACACGCACACACAUCAUGGAUCAACAACGAUUCUUGCAACAACUUCAGAUUGUCCUGAACCCCGCCCAGGGCAACGUGAAGGAGGCGACCGGUAUCCUCCAGCGCGAGUUUUACAAGCAGGCCGAGUCUCUGGUCUUCCUCAUCCAGAUCGCUACCAGCCACGAGGAUGCCAACUUGAGACAGUUGGCUGCCGUCGAGGCGCGUUCUCUCGUGGUCAAGCACUGGGUUGCUGUCCAGGCCAACCAGAAGCCCCAGAUCCGCGAGCAGCUGCUGCGCUCUGCGCUCGGUGAGGCCUCUUCUCUGGUCCGCCACUCCGUCGCUCGGGUUAUCUCUGCCAUCGCCAAAAUCGACUUGAAUGAUGGCGAGUGGGUUGAGCUCCCCAACUUCCUACUUCAGGCGGCCAGCAGCGGCAACAAGGAGGAGCGUGCCGUUGGUGUCUACAUCCUGUUGACUAUUCUGGAGACCUUGGGUGACGCGUUCGAGGAGAAAUUCGAGGACCUGUUCAACCUCUUCAGCAAGACCAUCAGCGACCCUGAGAGCUCGGAGGUCCGCAUCAACACUCUGAUGGCCCUGAGCAAGCUCGCCAUGUACCUGGAUUCUGAGGAGAACAUGGGCCCCGUUCGCGCUUUCCAGAACCUCCUGCCCUCUAUGGUGGCUGUCCUCAAGGAUGCCAUUGACAAGGAGCAGGAUGAUGAGGUUAUGCAGGCCUUCGAGGUCUUCCAGACCCUGCUUGGCUGCGACCCCGCUCUGAUGACUGUUCACCUGAAGGACUUGGUGGUCUUCAUGAACGAGAUCGCCUCCAACACCGAGGCUGAUGAGGACACCCGGACUCAGGCCAUCAGCUUCUUGAUGCAGUGCAUCCAGUACCGCAAGCUCAAGGUUCAGGGCAUGCGCAUCGGUGAGCAGCUCACUCGCAGCGCCCUUCAGAUCGUCACUGAGCUCGGGGACGCCUCCGCCUUGGACGACGAUAUCACCCCUGCUCGUUCCGCCCUUGGCCUCUUGGACAUGCUCGCUCAGAGCCUUCCCCCCAGCCAGGUCGUCGUUCCUCUGCUCCAGUCGCUUGGCCAGUACUUCAACAACACCAACCCCGACUACCGUCGUGCGGGUAUCAUGGCUCUCGGCAUGGUUGUUGAGGGCGCUCCUGACUUCAUCAGCACUCAGAUGAAGGAGAUCUUCCCCAUGGUCCUCCAGCUUCUUGCUGACCCCGAGCCCAAGGUCCGCCAGGCUUCGCUCCACGCUGUGGCUCGUCUGGCCGACGAUCUCGCUGAGGACCUGAGCCAGGAGCAUGAGAGAUUGAUGCCUUUGCUCUUCAAGAACUUGGCUAGUGCUAUGCAGGAGUACAAGGGUGAGGAGGACGGUCCUACCAUUGAUAUCAUGAAGGCUGGUAUCAGCGCCAUUGACGCCGUUGUUGAUGGCCUUGAUGAGAAGGACGUUGCUCCUUACCAGGCUGAGUUGGUUCCCAUCCUUCACAAGCUCUUUAAGCACCCCGACUUCAGAAUCAAGGGUCUCGCUGCCGGUGCCCUUGGCUCCCUGGCCUCGUCUGCCGGUGACUCCUUCUUGUCCUUCUUCGAUGAGUCCAUGCACCUUCUUCAGGAGUAUGCCACCGUCAAGGACAGCGAGGAGGAGCUUGACCUUCGCGCCAGUGUCACCGAUGCUAUGGGUGAGAUGGCCGCUGCUGCUGGCCCUGAGCGUUACCAGCCCUACGUCGAGCCGCUUAUGCGCGCUACCGAGGAGGCUCUCCACCUCGGCCACUCCCGCCUCAAGGAGAGCACCUACAUCUUCUGGGGUGCCAUGUCUAAGGUUUACGCCGAGCACUUCUCUCCUUUCCUCGACGGUGUUGUCAAGGGCCUGUUCGCUUGCAUCGAGCAGGACGAGACUGACCUUGAUGUCUCGCUCGGUGAGGCUGCCAAGGAUCUCGUUGGCCAGGAGGUGACCAUCGGUGGCCGCAAGGUCCGUGUUGCUAGCGCCGAUGAUGACGACGAGCCCGUUGGUGAGGAUGGUGAGAUCGAGGAUGUUGAUGUUGAUGAGGAUGAGGAUGCUUGGGAUGACAUUACUGCCACCACUCCCCUCUCUUUGGAGAAGGAGAUCGCCGUCGAGGUGAUUGGUGACCUCGUCACCCACACCAAGGCCGCCUACCUUCCCUUCUUCGAGAAGACCAUCGAGAUGGUUCUGCCUUUGGCUGAGCACCCUUACGAGGGUGUUCGCAAGAGCACCAUCAGCACCCUUCACCGUUCUUACGCCAUGCUUUACUGCAUUGCCGAGGAGAGUGGCCAGAUGGAGAAGUGGAAGCCUGGUCUUCCCAUCCAGGUUGAGCCCGCUCGCGAGGUGCAGAAGUUCGGUGAGAUCCUCAUGACCUGCACCAUCAAGAUGUGGACUGAGGAAGAUGACCGUGCUACUGUCGCCGAUAUCAACCGCAACAUGGCUGAGAACCUCCGUUACUGCGGUCCCGCUCUCAUUGCCAACGAGACCACUCUGCACAACGUUAUCACCAUGAUCACUGAUAUCAUCACCAAGAAGCACCCUUGCCAGCUCGAGUUCGGUCCCGAGGAGGAGACACUCGAGGCCGGCGAGGAGACUUCCGAGUUCGACUGGGUUGUCGUUGACACUGGUCUUGACGUUGUUUCUGGCCUGGCCGCUGCUCUGGGUGAGACCUUUGCCGAGCUCUGGAAGGUCUUUGAGAAGAUCAUCAUCCGCUACGCUGGUAGCUCCGAGGCCCUCGAACGUGCCACCGCUGUUGGUGUCCUCGCUGAGUGCAUCAACGGCAUGGGCGCCGCUGUUACUCAGUUCACCCCUGCUUUCCUGAAGCUGCUCGUCCACCGCCUUGGUGAUGAGGACCCUCAGACCCGCUCCAACGCUGCUUAUGCCGUUGGUCGCCUUAUCGAGCACUCCAAUGCCAAGGACCAGAUCGUCAAGGAGAUCCCCACCAUUCUCUCCCGUCUCGAGCAGUGCCUGCACAUGAACGCCUCCCGUCUUCAGGACAACGCCACCGGAUGUCUGUCCCGCAUGAUCCUCAAGCACCGUGAGGCUGUCCCCAUCAAGGAUGUCCUUCCCGUCCUUGUUUCCAUCCUGCCUCUCAAGAACGACUACGAGGAGAAUGAUCCCUUGUACCGCAUGAUCUGCCAGCUGUACAAGUGGGAAGACCCCACCAUCCGCGAGCUGACUCCUCAGUUCCUCCCCAUCUUCCAGGCCGUCCUCUCUGACCCCGAUCAGCUCGAGGAUGAGCGCCGUGCCGAGCUCAUCGAACUCGUCAAGUGGCUGAACCAGAUGCAGCCUGGAUCCGCCCCCUGGGCCGAGCAGCUGUAAAUGUCUUGCUGUUUCAGUGACGUGACGACAAGUUUGAUGAACAAAAAUACCCUAUUACAUUAAUGGAUAGAUGUGGGUCUCUGGACACCAGAGGGACAACAUGAUGGAUGAUGUUAGAAGAUACCCCAGCGUCUGGACGAACAGGCUCUGUACGAUUGCACCUUUACAAGAUAGAUCGAUUGGCUAUGAUUCAUGACUCUAAAAGUCGGAUUGUAAAUACAAUGAAUUUUUGAUAUUCUAUAAUAUGC